AUGGCCGUCAAGCAGCAGAACAACACGCACCAGAAGCUGCUGCUCUUCGGAGCCGCCGCAGCCGUGCGCUUGCUUCUCUUCACAGUCUUUCCCGCACUACCAGACCUCCUCGCAGGACGUGUCGAGGUGUCGACACCAGUGACGAGCUUCAAGAGAUUGCAAGAGGGCGUCUUCCUCUACACCCAUAAUGUCUCCCCCUACGACGGCGGCGUAUACCACCAGGCACCCCUCCUGCUGCCUCUCUUCUCCCUCUUCCCGAGCCCGGCACAGGCCCCUCUGGCCACCAACAUCUUCUAUACUAUCGUCGACCUACUGAGCGCGAAUGCACUGGCUCAAGUGGCGGAGAGCGGCUUCGCAUCCGUCACGCGACUGUUCGCCUCGCCGCGGAAGGACUUGAAAUGGAGCAGUACGGCCAUCGCAGCAGGCUUCCUCUUCAACCCCUUCACCGUCCUGACAUGCAUCGCACGCUCUACCUCGGCCCUGACGAACCUCUUCAUCCUCACAGCCAUGGCCAAGGCCUCCCAAGGCGCCAGCUUCACCUUCAUUCUAUCCACGGCUUUUGCUUCUUACUUUUCGAUGCACCCGAUACUCCUCUUCCCUCCGCUGAUGGUCCUCCUUUAUGAUGCAAAGACACUAAAGUCCAAGACUGCGCCAAAUGUCACAUCCUUCAUCACAACCCAUACUCUUGGCUUUGCAGGCGCAAUAGGCGCCCUGCUCACAGGCUCCGCAUUAUUGAUGGAUUCAUGGGACUUCCUGUCGGCCACAUACGGUGUGCGUCUUCUCCUGCCAGAUCUCACACCCAACGUCGGACUCUGGUGGUACUUCUUCAUUGAGAUGUUCGAUUCCUUCCGCGAGUUCUUCCUUGGCGUCUUUUGGCUCCAUGCGGCGUCGUAUAUGCCUGGCCUGACGAUCCGUCUUCACAAGCAGCCAUUGUUCGUAGCAUGCUGUUUGACAGGCGUUUUUGCCAUCUUCACUCCAUACCCGAGCAUAGCGGAUGCUGCGCUCUACCUUUCUUUGGUGCCCAUGUUCCGCCAUCUAUUUCCUCUCAUGCGUUAUACCUUUUUGGCAUCAGCGAGCAUCCUGUAUACGUCAUUCUUGGGCCCCGCCUUCUACCACCUGUGGAUCUAUGCUGGAUCGGGAAACGCCAAUUUCUUCUAUGCUAUUACACUCGUCUGGAGUUUGGGAUUAUCCAUCAUCUUGGGCGACUCGCUCUAUGCGGCACUGAGGGACGAGCUGGACGUGGAGAGACCCGAAUUGCAGGCUUUGGCUCCAACGCACUUCCAAACACUUAACAUACAUCAUAUCUACAAGAUCAACAUGGCUGGUAAUAAAGAGGUCAGCUUCUCACCUCGUGAGAUGGAGGUCCUCGCCCUCGCCUGGCAGUGUAUGGAGACGCAGCCCAAGAUCGACAUGCACAAACUGGCUUCCCUCACCGGUUACACCGUCGGCUCCGCCGGCGUAACAUUCGGCAAGAUCAAGACCAAGAUCAAGCUCCUCGGCGAGUCUCUCUCUACAGACGGUCCUACCACCCCCAAGAAAGCCGGAGGUCCGGGUCGCAGCAAAGCUACAUCUACUCCAACUUCUACUCCUAAGAAGCGUGGUCCCCCUACCUCUUCCAGCACACCCGCCAAGCGUGCCCGAAAGGGCGCCCGUCAGCCAACUUCAUCGCCAUCCGAGGACGUUUCGGCAGCCGAUGACGACGGUGACGAUGAUGAAGACUUUGGUGGUCUGGUAGACAAGAAGGUCAAGAUCAAGAAGGAGGAACCGGGCUUCGAGGAAGGUUCUGGUUUCCUUGAGAACGGUAGUGGUAGCGCAAGCUACGGUUUCCUCGACGGCAUUGAGAACUUUGGUGGUGGUGUUGGUGGAGGUAGGAAUGCAGCUACUGGAUACAGGAAGUCAGUUGCUUAA
Alternaria burnsii is the source of this 1908-nucleotide messenger RNA. RefSeq names its product cdc91 cell division cycle 91-like protein. The transcript is spliced from 6 exons. The record is from RefSeq and is a predicted model, not a curated record. Bases 1 to 1908 code for a protein of 635 amino acids. NCBI's taxonomy places the organism in Eukaryota, Fungi, Ascomycota, Dothideomycetes, Pleosporales, Pleosporaceae. Gene Ontology annotation, biological process: protein localization to cell surface; attachment of GPI anchor to protein. Gene Ontology annotation, cellular component: membrane; GPI-anchor transamidase complex.